CGCGCGCAGGAUCAGUUUGACUGUGCGGGUAGUUGGGCAGCGUCUGGUAGCGUUGUGGGCGUUGUUGCUUGUGUUGCGCUGCAACGGGCUAAACGGUAUCGUCGACAUGAGUGGAAUGUCGGGGCUCGACCUCGUCAAGUGCCACGAUGCCUCCAUGCUGCUGGGCGCGUUCAACAUGCACUGCAUGCAGGAGGUUGGCGACGAAGACGGCGAGAUCCGUGACUUGUUUUUCGCACCUGGAACAAAGCGUCUGGAGCUCCUUCGCUGGGUGCUUAUCGCCAUCGACCCGUCGGGAAAACACGCUCGUGAACUGAACACUGGCGACGACUGCACAGAGGAGAGCUUGACAAAAGUGCUGUCGUAUUUGAAUCCCCGUCGUGUGAAGGAAUUUGCCGCUUUCGUCAGAGGCACUGCUCCCGUCCGCGAACAGAAGGUUAUCUGGGAGCUGCUCCUGGGGACGGCAGAUUUCGUUCAGAAUCCCCCCGAAGACGAGUCUUCGGGGUUCUCUACAGCCUCAUGGUCAACGACCAUGACGUUCAAGCCGACGGUCGCCUCCACGCCCAUGCCCCAGGUUGAGCAAGCCGGAGCUUCCUCUUCUAACGUGAAGCACGAAGGAACGGCUGCCAGAUGUCUCUGGCAAACCGAUGACCUGUCCGAAGCCGGAGAAAAGCGAGAGGCUGAGACAGAAUAUUUGGACAAUUUGAUUAAGGUGCUGGAAAAGGGGGUCCAGUUCAGCAAGGAAAGGCUUGCUGCCUUGGAAGCAUCCCAGGAGCCUGAAGAGCCACCACUGAACAUGGCGCUUUGUGAAUACUAUGGUCAAACUGUCAAACAACUUAUGAAGGCUCGCAAGGCCAUGCUGGAGAUGCCUCCACCCAGCGUGCCUCCUGUGGUGCUUGACGAGGAGGGUGAGAAGCUCAUUGCAAAAGCUAAGGAAUACCUCGAGGACUUCAGGACCCAAGUGUGCUGCACAACCAUGCUGAAAGCCUUGGCGGGCAGUGCUGAGGCGCACAAGCCACGUGGCACGACGCGAGAAAGACUAGUGGAAAGAACAUUCAGGGCAGAAGGCAUGGGCAAGCUUUCAAGAAGGCCAAACAAGGAGUAAAGACACUUGAAGGAAGAAUACUGACAUGGACUCGACGCACCUAAGGCCUAGGUCGCAGAGGAGACAAGUUCAUUAUUUAUUGAUUUUUUAGUAGUUCAGUUAUAUAAAUAAAAUUAUUGGAAAAUGCCCGCAUAGAUUGUUUUGUUAGGACUUGGUUGGAAUUGUGCCUAGUCUGUAGAUGCACAUUGAGGAUGCACGGCGCAGAAGCUGGAAAUAGGAUUGCAAGACUCGUGUCAGUAAACAUAGGGAGGUUAAAGGGACACUAAAAGGAAAUAUCAAAUACAUUUGGGCCGAGAAAUUAUGCAAUCAAAGC
Molecule: messenger RNA, 1415 nt
Organism: Rhipicephalus microplus (southern cattle tick)
Lineage: Eukaryota; Metazoa; Arthropoda; Arachnida; Ixodida; Ixodidae
Source: RefSeq, a predicted model, not a curated record